CAAAAGCUCACGGCACACGACCAAGACGAGAGAGCCUUUUGGGAAUAUGCAUGUUUGACUUUUUGUUUUUUCUUUUCUUUCUCAUACAUACAUAAAAAGUCCGAUCACAUUCUCGCUGGCGAUUAUCCCUUAUCUCUUGGCUCUAUUGUUCAGUUUUUCGCUCUUCGAAGCUCGCCUCUUUGCCCAUAUACCACGGUGAUCUGAGCUGUCGACAUAUCCUCAAGUCCCCUUGAGAAAUAUUGAUCUGAUACACCAUCUUUACGCCCUUGACUUUCACCAAGCAGCAGCAAAUUGUCAGCCAUGUCGCCCUCGGCCCCAAUGGCCAAGGUUCUCUCCACAGAGCCACUUGACCCGAAGGAGGCCAAAUGGACAGAGCUAGUCAAGCUCAACUACGCCGACCAGACGGGCGCCCACCGCACGUGGGAGUCGGCCGAGCGCACCACCCGGCCCGAGUCGUGCGGCGUGGACGGGGUCGGCAUCGUCGCCAUCCUGCGGUACCCAGAGGGCUGCAAACCUGCGCCGUCCUCGUCCUCGUCGUCCAGCAGUGGGAGUAGCAGUAGUACCGCCAACCAUGUGAACCACACCAAUGGAACCACUUACCACAAUGACAACAACAACACGGCGAGAAGAGAAGAAGAAGAAGAAGAACAACGACAAGACGAACAAGACGACGAACAAGACGAGGGCCCACUAGUCGUCCUCCAGAAACAGUACCGCCCGCCCAUAGACGCCAUCUGCAUCGAGUUCCCCGCCGGCCUGAUCGACGCGGGCGAGGACCCGGAGCAGGCGGCCCUGCGCGAGCUGCGCGAGGAGACGGGCUACCACGGCACCCUGCUGCCCAUGACCUCCGCCACCACCACGACAAGGGCCCCGACGACAAGGACACCGAUAAUGUUCAACGACCCGGGCUUCUGCAACACCAACCUCGUCAUGGUCCACGUCGACGUCGACAUGUCCCUGACCCAGAACCGGGACCCGAAGCCGGAACUCGAGGACGGCGAGUACAUUGACUGCUUCACCGUGCCCCUGGGCCGGCUGUGGCGCGAGUGUGUCCGGCUCGAGAGAGAAGGGUACGCGAUUGACGCCCGCGUCGGGGGCCUCGCCGAGGGGUGGGAGAUGGCGAGGGCGUUUGGGUUUGGGGCUGCUGGGAAGGUGAGGUGAGGUUAGGAGGCGGUGACAAAGCGUGAUGGAAAAGGGUCGGUUUGGCGGAAGGGGUGGAAGAGGCAAGAUGACAGGACUGCGGGGAGAAAAAGAACCUUUGGAAUAUGUGAAGGCGAGAGAACGUAGCCAGACGGGUUGGAUAUGAAGGCGUGGUGUCCGUGGGUGCUAGAUCAAGGAAAAAGAAAGAUGACCCUGCCUUCUCGGGACAAGCCAGUACCCAUGGGACGAAAAAGAUAUCACAGAGAGCUUCCGGUAUCUAUGUCCAAGGUAUGGAAAUGAAGGCUCGUGCGGCGAGGGUGAGCACGUCAUGUGAUACAUCUAGGCAUUACUUCCCUAAGGAAUGAUAUAUUUCGCGGUAAUCGGCACCCACAAUC
Messenger RNA from Microdochium trichocladiopsis, 1535 nucleotides. Its product is annotated as NUDIX hydrolase domain-like protein. Gene Ontology annotation, cellular component: nucleus; cytosol. NCBI's taxonomy places the organism in Eukaryota, Fungi, Ascomycota, Sordariomycetes, Xylariales, Microdochiaceae. The record is from RefSeq and is a predicted model, not a curated record. Gene Ontology annotation, molecular function: ADP-ribose diphosphatase activity. The transcript is spliced from 3 exons. Gene Ontology annotation, biological process: nucleoside phosphate metabolic process; ribose phosphate metabolic process. Bases 301 to 1161 code for a protein of 286 amino acids.